This is a messenger RNA of Seriola dumerili (greater amberjack), 3573 nucleotides long. Its product is annotated as CD97 antigen-like. Gene Ontology annotation, biological process: adenylate cyclase-activating G protein-coupled receptor signaling pathway; cell surface receptor signaling pathway. Gene Ontology annotation, molecular function: calcium ion binding; G protein-coupled receptor activity. Bases 280 to 2637 code for a protein of 785 amino acids. The transcript has 19 exons. Lineage: Eukaryota; Metazoa; Chordata; Actinopteri; Carangiformes; Carangidae. Gene Ontology annotation, cellular component: membrane. The record is from RefSeq and is a predicted model, not a curated record.
GACAGAGACAGAGAGAGAAAGGAGAGCUCUUUGCAUGAGAUAAGAGACUACUGAUUCCUUCUUUUUUAUAUAUUUUAUUUGCUGGUAUCAGCAUCUAGUGUAUCCACUUUUUCCACGAGUCACACAGACAGCUGAGGCAACUCUGGAAAAAGUUGAGAAGAGAGGAGAAGAGAAGAGAAGAGAAGAGCUGGACCAUUUGACUGUGGAGAGUCCCCACGUUUAUCUUUUGGUCGUUUUAACUUUCCUUACACUGAUCUGGACUGUCUUUCCCUCUCCACCAUGGCAGGCAGGUGGAACAUCCUGAUACUGGCUCUGUGCUUCUUUCUCAUCAUGGUGCGGUCAAAACCAUCCUGUGAAGAAGGAUACAGUCGUGAGAACAAAAGAUGCGUCGAUUAUGAUGAAUGUAAAGUUGUUGAAGACUAUCCUGAUCAUGGGCGGUGUGGAGAGGAUGCAAAAUGUUUCAACACGAAUGGCAGCUACUACUGCCAAUGUGCUGAUGGCUUCAGAUCAACAAUGAAUGUGACGUUUACAGCUGAUUCACCUGCACAAUGUAAAGAUAUCAACGAGUGUUUGGAAGAAGAAAACCUCUGUGGACCUAAUGCUGCCUGUUCUAACACAAAUCCAUAUUACUCCUGCAUUUGUAAGGCUGGAUUCAUCUCCAGUACUGGAGUGGAAAGUUUUCGUCAUGGUGACAAUGUCACAUGUGGAGAUGUUGAUGAAUGUCUGCAUGAAAAUGUGUGCGUUCAGAAUGCAUCAUGCGUCAACACACCAGGCAGUUAUCACUGUGUCAACAUAUCUGGCUUUCAACUGAAAUCUGGCAAAUCUAACUUCUCUGGGAAUCAGGAACAAGUUUCCAUUUCAGAUAUUUGUGUGAUUGAUAAGACAAUCUGUGGAAAUGGAACCUGCCACCGUGGAGCCAGCGGCCAUUACUGUGUAUGCCACGCAGGCUUCACUAACUAUGGCAGAAAUGAGUCUCGCUGCACUGCAUUAGAGUGUGAUGUAUUCAAAGAUAUGAGCGGUCUGACAGAGAAAUUUCCAGUUGCACGUGAUCUCAUGGCGCAGUUGAAGGAGAGCUGUCUGCAACUUACAGAGAGUGAAAGUCCAGCAGAGCUUUAUGGAGAGGACCUACUAAAGAGACUGUUGUCUAUGAUUGACGAGCUCUUGUCCGGCAGACCUUUCAAUGAUAACAGGAAAGUCUCCACCUUUCUGGACAUAGUGGAGAACGCUGUGAGGAUGAUAGGACCCUUCACAGAGAUCCCAGGAAAAAAGAUAUCCUCCACUCACACAGAGUUGGAGCUGCUGGUCCAUAAGGGAGCUGACUUACCCAAGGGGGCUGUGACUGUUUCAUCUCAGCGAGCUAAGAUGGACAUCCAGCUGGAGACAGCUGCAGGAGACCCCUCCUCUAACCCUGGCUUUACGAUGGUGUCCUUGCUGACCUAUGCAAACCUGGAAGACUCUGCAAAAGGCUUCUUUGGUGGGAUGAAACCAAAGAAGAACGAAAGCUUUCAGAUCAACUCCAAAGUGGUGACUGUCACCGUCAGUAACAGAAACACAAGUCACCUCAAAGAGCCCAUCAACAUGACUUUCUACCAUCUGCAUGAGUCAAAUGAAAGCCACACCUGUGUGUUCUGGGAUUCCUCAGAGAAAGGAGGGACAUGGUCCACUCGUGGCUGCAGAGUAUUGGAGUCCAACCCUGAAUACACUGUGUGUUCCUGCACCCAUCUGAGCAGCUUUGCCGUGCUCAUGGCACUCUAUGACAUACAGAACAAGUUUGAGUUGCAGCUGAUCAGCUGGGUGGGUCUGUCCCUUUCACUCAUCUGCCUCUUCAUCUGCAUCCUGACGUUUUCUUUCAUCCGCUCCAUCAAAAGCACAAGAACCACCAUCCACCUGCACCUCUGCAUCAGCCUCUUCAUUGCCAUGCUUAUCUUCCUUGCAGGCAUCUCCCGUACAGAGAACCGGGUUGGCUGUGCAGUGGUUGCAGGGCUGCUGCAUUUCUUCUUCCUGGCAGCAUUUUGCUGGAUGUGUCUGGAGGGCAUCCAACUUUUCAGGAUGGUAGUCCUGGUCUUUAACACCAACUUCAAAACCCUACACAUGAUGGCAGGUGGCUAUGGAGUCCCAGCUGUAAUUGUCGCUAUCUCUGCCUCAGUUAACGCUAAAGGAUAUGGCACUGAGAGAUAUUGUUGGUUAAACCUGGAUUCCAUUUGGAGUUUCUUUGGCCCUGUCUGUUUCAUCAUCAUUGUGAACAUCUUCUUCUUUCUCAUCACUGUCUGGAAGUUGGCACAGAAGUUCUCAAGUUUAAAUCCUGACCUGGAUAAGUUGCAGAAAAUAAGGGCAUUCACUGUAACUGCAGUGGCUCAGCUCUGUGUGCUGGGCACCAUGUGGAUCUUUGGAUGUUUCCAGUUUGAGGAGGGCACCAUAGCCAUGUCUUACCUGUUCACCAUCCUAGGCAGCCUUCAGGGGGUUAUGCUCUUCAUCAUGCACUGCCUGUUUUCUAAGCAGGUGAGGGAAGAAUAUGGAAACAUCCUGUCGAAAUUCUGUGCACCUCGGAGGAAGACCUACUCAGAGUUCGGCUACUCCCACUCCGGCAAAACUCAUGCAACCAAGAGCAGCCAGGACACCGGAGAGUCUCACAUCUGAGGAGCCUACAGUGACUUUGGAGCAAAGCAUAACUCGUUUCCUGAAGACUGCUGUCUCACAUACACAGCCAACUGCUGCACUCCCAUUUGUGGCCAAUGCACCCUUUUGCUUUACUGCAAAAUGUUGUAAACAGCAUUAUCACAAGCUGGUCUUUGUAUUUUUAUGCUGUAGAAAAGGAACUGUUGGUUGUUAAUUUAAUACGAAUUAAUGAUUUCCUUCAAAAUGAGAAAAUGACAUUUGUCAGUGAGUUUUACCAUAAUACAGAUUAUUUUGUCAUAUGUAAGCAAAGCUGUUAACAUGACCCAUGAGUAUUUGUCAAAUGGUAAACAAUGUCACUCAUUUCAGAAAAAGAAAUCUCCAAAUGUUUCGAUUUUUCACAUGUGAAUUUUUUUUUUUUAUUGAUAUUGGACCAAAAUAUCAAAAUGACAGAUGAUAUGAAAAAAGACCUGUUUUAUCAGGUAAAUCUAAUAUAACUUAGUGGUGUCAUCCAGGUACUUAAUUCAACCAACAAAGACAAUCUGAGUGAUAUUUUUAAGAGACAAGCACUUUCUUUUUAUCCACAGUAUUUAAAUUGUUACCAUGAGCAAAAAAAAGGAAAAAGGAGGACAAUAGUGAUAAAGAGAUGGAUUUUAAAUAUAUGUUUGUGUAUAUAUUGCUGGGUAAUUCAAUAUAUUUUAAUAUUUGACUGCAUUCCUGCUCCAUUCAGCAUACUGUAACAUCUUUAAUGUAUCUAGAUAUUUGAAAAGAUUUUUUUAUUUACUAUGCUAAAAUAGGUUUCAAAACUUGAAUUUUCCCUUUUGUUAUUAUUGUUUAUCGCACGUUUGGAAUUUCUGAUUGAUGCUUAUUGACUUAUUAUACUUAUUAACAUUUUCUGUCUUUCACAGUGUGAAUUAAUAAUGGUGUCUGUGUGUGUGUGUGUGUGUGUGUGUGUGUGUG